Messenger RNA from Pantherophis guttatus, 2905 nucleotides. RefSeq names its product G protein-coupled receptor 84 (gene GPR84). Gene Ontology annotation, cellular component: plasma membrane. The record is from RefSeq and is a predicted model, not a curated record. Lineage: Eukaryota; Metazoa; Chordata; Lepidosauria; Squamata; Colubridae. Gene Ontology annotation, molecular function: urotensin II receptor activity. Gene Ontology annotation, biological process: neuropeptide signaling pathway.
CAUUCGCUUGGAGUCAUCUGGUUCUUGUGUUCCCAAACCAAUACUACUGUGGUUACUUCCAAGCUUUCCCCCAGAGGGAGGCCUAGUUGGGACCACGUCCUGCCAAGAUGGAAAAUCUUGCUAAUUUCUCCUGCUAUGACCCAACCCUUCUUGGUUACCGCUACAUGUCAGUGUCUUGGGGCAUUAUGGUCACAAUAGUGGGCACAGUGGGCAAUGUGUUAACUCUGUUGGCCUAUGCUCUUGACACCAAACUGCAGACACGCUUCAACAUUCUCAUUGUCAACUUGACUUUGGCCGACAUCCUGUAUUGCACCUUUUUGCAGCCCUUUUCCGUGGACUCCUACCUUCAUCUCUACUGGAGGGCGGGAGCUGAUUUUUGCCGUGUCUUUGGGAUGCUGCUGUUUGUCUCCAACUCGGUCUCCAUCUUGACUCUCUGUCUCAUAGCAGUGAGCCGCUACCUCCUCAUUGCCAAUACAGCUCUCUUUGACCGUAUCUUCACCCGUUUGGGAGUGAUACUAAUUUCUCUGGGGACCUGGGUCAUUGGAAUUGUCAGUUUUGCCCCCCUGUGGAAUGUUUAUGUCUUGGUCCCCAAAGUCUGUACCUGCAGCUUCCAUCGCAUCCGUGGGAGGCCCUACACCACCAUCCUCCUGGGCUUCUACUUUGUGGUGGGCCUGAGCUGUGUUGGCAUCUUUUAUUUCCUCAUCCAUCUCAAAGUCAAGAAAGCUGCCCAGGCCAUGGAUCAAUACAAACUGAAGAAGACCAGCUUGAAGGGGGCUCAGGCUCAUGUAGCUGGAACCAACUCAACUAUACCAGGACAAUACCAUGAGCUGGACAGUGGGGUGGACAGUGCAGCAGCUUCACAGCAUUCCUGUGAGGGUCUGCCCUCUGAGCCAACUUCUAAAACCAGCAUUCCCCCAAGUUUGGACAGCAGCACAGCUCCUCCUGUGGCCCAGCCUGUGAUCCCGUCAAAGAAAGCGACCCCCUGCAAACCCAAGGAUAGCUCCGAAUUCCAGCGAGUGACCCGCAUGUGCUUUGUGGUUUUUAUGUUCUUUGUUCUUUGCUAUAUUCCUUUUUUGCUCAUCAACAUCUUUGAUGCCAAAAACCGGGCUCCAACUCUCCUGCACGUGAUUGCUGCCAAUCUGACAUGGCUGAACAGCUGUAUUAACCCUUUACUUUAUGCCGCCAUGAACAGGCAGUUCCGUGAGGCCUACAAAGGAGUGAUGUACAACUUUGCCCAGAAAUUCCACUGCUGCCGCUAACCUGUUGGGAACUGUACACCCCUUCUCCUCGUGGCUAAGUUCUCUGACCAUCAUUUGUCCUCCAGGAACUGCCAGGAAAUUGCCUACGCUUUCACCGAGGACUAAAUUCCUGGAGUUUUAACUUCUGUUCUUAUUUUUACUGCAUUUUAUCCCAUCUUCUGUGGCAGCCAAUGGGGGACUUUGUAAAUCAAACAGAAUUGACUGGCUGAACCUCAGUCUGAGUAGUUGAAGACUAUGAAAACUCUACCUUGGGUCUGCAUCUAAGAAGGAAAAAAACUGGCCAUGCCAGGUUCCCAUUAAUACUGCAAAUGUUGCCCUUCAUUGUCUGGUAGGGCAACCUGCUCUCUCUUUGUAAUAGGCAUGGAUUGUCUGUACACCAGUUGCAUGUGUACAUGGUACAUAUUUUUGUAUUAUUAUGUAUUAUUUCUGUUUUGUGUUUCAUUGCCAAAAACACUUCGCUUCUAGAGCUCCUCCCCAAAUUCCAACCUCCUGUCUGCUCCCAGAUCAAGUAAAAACUCUUUGUCCUUGUUUUCACAAUACCUGGGUAAAUUUUGUAUUUGACCAUUAGUAACAGGUUUUCAUGCAAAAGUUUUUCCAGGUCUAUCUAUCUAUCUGUCUGUCUAUCUGGAAAGACCUUGGAUCUUCUAUUUUGAAAACAUAUUUAUACCCUAGAAUAGAGAGGAAAUAUAUUCUCUCCAGGGGCGGGUUUCAAAACCAGUCGCUACUGGUUUAUUCGUGGGUGUGCUCGUGUGACGCUUCUGCACAGAGCCUCCCGCCACCGCUGCUGCCACCGCCGCUACCAGUUUGCAUGAUCCGGGGCAAACCGGUAGCAACCCACCACUGAUUGCCUCUAUUCUAAGCCAUAGUUAAGGCUUAGCCCAUAUCUCUUCAGUCUUUCUUAUCUUUCAGAUAUGUUCAGCCAAAUCUCCCAUCCUCAGCUCUCCAAGAUCUUCCAGUUCCUCAGAUGAAGCUAUUCUGCCCCUUUUGCUUUCUUUCAUCUAGAUGUCGUUCAGUAAUCAGUAAAGCUAUGAAGGAUAGAUCCAGUUAUUACUUGGAUGGGAAACCACCCAAAAAAUCUCAAGGCUGCCAACCAGAGUUGGAAACUAAAAAAAUCCUUUAAAAAAGACAAACCACUUCUAUUUUGCUGCCAAGAAGAUGACAUAGGUCUAUGCAGUCAUCAGAAAUGAAGCUCCCCUGGAGAAAGAUUUUCUCUCCCGUUAGAUCUCUCAUCCAAACUCACAAAUCUUUGAGACCGUUCAUUUAUUUGCCACCCCUAAUAAACAAUCUAGUCUUUCUCUCAUUAUUUUCCUCUAGCCCUCAUCAUAGCUCUCUCUUUUAUGAUGGAUUGUAGAUUGUAAUUCAUUGAAUGUAGUUGGUGUGCUAAAGCAUUACAACAUAUAAAGGGUGCUUACGUACUACUAAAAUUGUCGUUGUAUUUAUCUGUUUGUACCCUCAAGUUGGUCCAAACAGCGCUUAUACUGAAACUAUUUUUCCAUCUAAAAUCUGCUAUCUUAAAGAAUGCAUAAAUAUAUCUGGAACACAUUACUUCUAUGAAAUUGAAAUUUCCACAAUGGCCAGACCAGUUUUAUUUGCAAAAUUGAGGCCACUGCAGCAUCCCAGCAGUCAUAUGAUCAUGAUUUCUGACA